Messenger RNA from Neocloeon triangulifer, 2565 nucleotides. It is a transcript of the gene p115, whose product is annotated as general vesicular transport factor p115. Lineage: Eukaryota; Metazoa; Arthropoda; Insecta; Ephemeroptera; Baetidae. The transcript has 7 exons. Bases 57 to 2366 code for a protein of 769 amino acids. The record is from RefSeq and is a predicted model, not a curated record. Gene Ontology annotation, cellular component: cytoplasm; Golgi membrane; Golgi stack. Gene Ontology annotation, biological process: vesicle fusion with Golgi apparatus; transcytosis; endoplasmic reticulum to Golgi vesicle-mediated transport.
GCCAUCUGUGAUUUGCAGACAUAACUAGCCAGGGGAGGAUUUGUUUACGUGUAUGGAUGGAGUAUUUCAAGAGCGGACUGAAGUCCGUCCUGGGGGCCCCGCAACCGGGACAGGUGCCCUCAGGAGCCGAGACGGUGGAGCGGCUGAUUGAACGAGUGCAAACGUCCACCCUUUUGGAUGACAGGCGCGACGCAUGCCGGGCGCUCAAGGCGUUGUCCAAGAACUACAGGGUCGAGGUCGGGGCACAGGGCAUGGACACCCUGUGCCAGGUUUUGGUGCACGACAGGAACGACCCGGAGACCGUCGGAUAUGUGAUGGACGCACUGUGCAACGUCAUGUCCCCUGAGACUUUCGAGGAGGAAGAAGAGAGAGGGCAUGACUCAGUUGGUGGCCAAUUUACUGAAAUUUUCAUUAAACAACCAGACAAUGUAUCAUUGGUCUUGGGGCUAUUGGAGGAGUUUGAAUUCCACAUUCGCUGGCCUGCAGUAAAACUGCUCUCCAGCAUGUUGACCCACAGACCUCGCCAAGUUCAGGAACUGGUCUUGAUCAGUCCCAUGGGCGUUUCGAAACUUAUGGACUUGCUCAGUGACUCCAGAGAAGUUGUUCGAAACGAUGCUCUUUUGUUACUUAUUGCUCUGACUAAAGGCAACGCAAACAUCCAAAAAAUUGUUGCUUUUGAGAGCGCCUUCGACAGACUUUUAGAGGUGAUCAACAGCGAAGGGGGUUUAGACGGAGGCAUUGUGGUCGAAGACUGUUUGCUGCUGAUGUUGAAUCUUCUCAAGGCCAACCCCAGUAAUCAGAAUUUCUUCAAAGAAGGGAGCUACAUUCAAAGACUUCAGCCCAUGCUACAACCAGGUAGCGAAGAUGGGUGGCCAGCACAAAGAGCUGCAAAUUGCCAUUGUUUUCUUCAGGUUGUUCGAACGAUGGUCGCUCCGGCGAACCCUGCACAGGCCACAGCCUCCUGCCAACAAGUAAUGCGAGCUUGUGGUCUCCUCGGUAGUCUAUGCGACUCUUUAAUGGCAUCCGGCGUGCCUGCAGACGUCCUCACCGAAACUGUCUGCGCAGUGGCUGAAGUCAUCAGGGGCUGCAGUGAAAACCAAAAUCUUCUGGGCGACGUCAUGGCCCCUUCGAACCCUCCUAGAACUGCUCUUGUUGUUCUCCUGAUGUCAAUGGUCAACGAGAAACAACCUUUGGCACUCAGGUGUGCUGUUUUGUACUGUUACCAAAGUUUUCUGCACAGAAAUCAGGACGGACAAGCACAGUUGGCACAAACAUUGCUUCCAUCUUCAUCAGAGCAAGUUGCAGGCUUGACAACUGGCCAACUUUUGUGUGGCGGCCUCUUCAGUCCUGAUGUUUUGACAAAUUGGUUUUCAUGCAUUGCUCUGAGCCACGGUCUUGUUGAAAAUCCGGGCACCAAGGAACAGUUGUUGAGGGUGCUUCUGGCUGCUUCUCCAGGCCAACCAGCCGUCUCCCUUCUGCACCAGUGCCUCGUCCUUUUGCAACAAGCCCAGCGGCCACAGACAAGACUUGGCCUUCUGCAGCUACUGGCGCAGUGGUUGGCCCACUGCACACUGGCCGUCGGCCACCUACUGGCCACCUCGGGAGCUGUGGCUCACUUGACGGCCGUCGUUUGUGACGUGGCCGAGGAGGAACUUGUUCGAGGCCUCAGUGCUUUCAUCCUCGGCCUCUGUGUUGCCUUUAAUGAUGACUCGGUGGCCACUUUUGGCCGCCUGGCUCUCAUUCAGCUUAUCAGCAAGCGAAUUGGAACAGAGGCCCUUCUUGACAGGGUGGCCGACGUCACAAGACACGAAGCGUACGCAAAGGCGGCCAAACACCCUCAGCCGACAGCAACUGCUUCUGGUGAUUUGCAGUUGGAUCAUGAGUUUUGCAGAUUGUUAAAAGCACUCGAGUCUGUGGUUGGCAAAGCAGUUGCUCCCAGACCAGAAGAGGUUGCCGAGCAGGUUGGCUCUGCACAGUACAAAGUGCUGAUCCGCCAGCAGGACGAGCAACUGGCCCACCUCACUCAACAACUUGCCCAAGUCACAGCUGAGAGGGACCAUCUGGCCGCCCAGGUGAACCAGCUUAUGGCUCUUUCGGCGCAGUUGAGAGACCAAAACUCGGUACUCAAAGCAGCAGCAGACGAGGGUGGAUUGCAGGCUAGGGUGGUAGAUCUGGAACAUCAGGCCUCUAAGGCGGCCACCGACCAAGAGGAUCUGUUGGAGCUCCUGGCUGACCAAGAAGCAAAGCUGUCGAAGUACCGAAACAGACUGAAGGAGCUUGGGGAGAAGGUGGACCAAGUUAAUUUUUCUCUUUUGUGUCAGACGUUUCAUUUCAUCACUAACCUGAAUUUUCAGAUUUCAGUUUGAUGGAAUUUUAAUUGAUGCACGGUAUAAUUUAUUUUGAGUAAAAAGAGAAAGAAAAUUAGUUUAGUCAUUUUUGUUUCCAUUUUUUGCAAUUGUUUUUUUUUUUUUAAGUUUUGUCACUAACAUUUUCUGCCCUCUGCUUUUAGUUAUUUUUAAGUUUAAAUAUAUGUGUAAUUCUUUGAUUGGCCAUCUUUUUUUACAU